GGCAGAACCCUGCAGGGAGAUGGGCAGUGGACUUCACUCCCUCUCUCUCGGAGACUCGAUUUAUGGCUGUCUUAAAUUCAGAGAACCAUGAGCAGUGAAUGCUUGUUACCUUACUACACCGCCCACAGCUACCGUUCAAAGGGCGUGUUCAAUACCUGCAUGGGGGACCUGCAACGCCAGCUGUACAAGGGAGGGGAGUAUGAUAUUUUCAAGUACGCACCGAUGUUUGAGAGUGACUUUAUCCAGAUUAGCAAAAAGGGGGAGAUGAUUGACGUACACAACCGUGUCCGGAUGGUGACGGUGGGCAUCGCGUCCACCAGCCCCAUCCUCCCACUACCUGACGUCAUGCUGCUGGCCCGGCCAACCAAAGUCUGUGAAGAGCAUACCAAACGCGUCCGGCCCGCCAAGGGGAGAGGCCGCAAGCCCGCCAAGACCCUGGAGCUCACCAGGCUACUGCCCUUGAAGUUUGUCAAGAUCUCCAUUCACGACCGUGAGAAGCAGCAGCUGCGCCUGAAGCUUGCCACUGGCCGGACUUUCUAUCUGCAGCUGUGUCCCUCUGCAGACGCACGGGAAGACCUAUUUUGCUACUGGGAAAAACUUGUCUAUCUCCUGAGACCACCAGUGGAGAGUUGCAGCAGUACCCGGAUACCACAAAGCGGGGAUGCAGCGACCAUAGAGGAUGACAGCAGCCUGUUGACCGCAGAGUUCCGUGGAGAUGGAGAUCAGAAUGAGGCGAGGUUUUACAAUCUUUGUGAUGUGUCCAGAGCCACUUCUUCGGGUUAUGCUGGGGGAGAGGGAAUGCCCGGUUCAACUCACGUCAAGAAAACUCCAGGGACUGCCGAAGGAGAGGCAAAGGGGGCAACCGCAGGCCUGGCGGUAGCAGGAACAAGCCCUAGAGCAAGCGUGGCAGCAGCGGGAGUGAGAACAAGCCCUGCAGCCAACAGGGCAGCAGCAGGAGCGGGAACAAAUCCUACAGCAAGCAUGGCAGCAGCGGGAGUGAGAACAAGUCCUAAAGCCAACGUGGCAGCAGCAGGAGCAGGAACAAGCCCUAGAGCCAACGUGGCAGCAGCAGGAGCAGGAACAAGCCCUAGAGCCAACGUGGCAGCAGCAGGAGCGGGAACAAGCCCUAGAGCCAACGUGGCAGCAGCAGGAGCGGGAACAAGUCCUAAAGCCAACGUGGCAGCAGCAGGAGCGGGAGCAAGUCCUACAGCAGGUGCUUUGAGCAUAGCAGCAACCCAGAAUGCGGGCACCGGCCACAUGGGCGCGGCCGUGGCUGGAGCCACCACCAAGGGUCCAGGAGAAAGUGGAUCCAGCAAGGCCGCGGCAGGUGCUACCAACAUAUCCUCAGAGGGCACGAACGUGGCCUUGGCGGGUGCUGCCAGCUCGUCCUCAUUAAGUAAUUCCAUGGCAAUGGCAGGGGCUACCAAUGUCUCCCCAGCCAGCAGCACCAGCGUCACGUGUAUAGUGACAACCACAAGUCCUGCCGUAGAAAGAGCUGAAGACCACGUCUCAACCUUGAAGAGUGAACGGGAAGGGAGCCCGAAGGUCUCCCAACCCAGAGCUGAAUCUCGGAGGGGGAAAAAAGAAAAGAGAGAAAAGAAGGACAGAACUUCCACAAGGAAAAGUUCCCAUCACCGCAGGACAGGAGGGAGCAAGUCGGUCCGGAAAUCCUCCUCCCACCGGUCAUCAUCUGGCCAUAAAAACACAAGAGAUGACAAAAAAGAAAAAGGGGCGAGCAACAUCAAGGGCAGAAGACACAGCACUCACAAGAGUUCUAGCCACAGCUCCGCUGUGAAGGAGUCGAGGGUAGCUCACAAACUGGGGAAAAGCAGAUCUACCAGCUCAGGUACUUUAAGUAAGAAAUCCAGUAGGAUCGGCUCUUUCUUCAGGAGCUUCAGAGUCACUCGUGGUUCAAAAACUGAGGUCUCAUCACACGACAGGGAGAUGGACUUCAAGGCUAAGAAGGUAGGGAAGCGCAACAUAGAGGCCAAGGUAGAGAAAGCCCCGGGAGGCCAGGAUCUGGAGAUCACUGGCACCGUGACAUCGGAGAUGAUGGAGACGAUCUACAUUGAGACCAAAUCCAAUUAAAAAGGAGCCAGGGCAGGAAGCUGCAGUGGAGACCUAGCCUCAUGAAAGUAUCCCUAGAGAGACAGUGCCAGCGUUCUUUAAUAAAGGAAACAAUACACCUCCAAAAGAAA
This is a messenger RNA of Eptesicus fuscus (big brown bat), 2198 nucleotides long. It is a transcript of the gene GARIN3, whose product is annotated as golgi associated RAB2B interactor family member 3. The transcript has 2 exons. NCBI's taxonomy places the organism in Eukaryota, Metazoa, Chordata, Mammalia, Chiroptera, Vespertilionidae. The record is from RefSeq and is a predicted model, not a curated record. Bases 88 to 2088 code for a protein of 666 amino acids. Gene Ontology annotation, cellular component: nucleus.